This is a messenger RNA of Adelges cooleyi (spruce gall adelgid), 543 nucleotides long. Its product is annotated as E3 SUMO-protein ligase ZBED1-like. The record is from RefSeq and is a predicted model, not a curated record. Bases 1 to 543 code for a protein of 180 amino acids. Gene Ontology annotation, molecular function: protein dimerization activity. Lineage: Eukaryota; Metazoa; Arthropoda; Insecta; Hemiptera; Adelgidae. The transcript has 2 exons.
AUGAAAUCUUUAGAAAAAACCCAAGAACAGCUAGGCAAACCAAACCUUACUCUUUUACAAAGCUCUAGGCAAAUUGCAUCAUUUCUUGACCCUAGGUACAAAGAUCUAGAGUAUGAAGCAUUAGAAUGUAGAGAAACUAUUCGGUCAAAAGUUAAGGAACUCGUCGAAGCGGAGAUUGUCAGCACUAAAGACAACGCUGAACAAGAAAAAGAAAAUGUACAAAAAACCAAUGCGUUGGCAUUUAUUUACCAGAAGGAUAACCGUAGUAUAAAAGACGCACCGACACAGUUUGCAGGAUAUCUUUCUGAGCCGCAGCUUCAGUUUGACCUAAACCCAUUUGAAUGGUGGAAGGCUAGAGAGGAAAAAUAUCCAGUUGUAGCUGCUAUCGCUAAAAAAUAUCUUUCAAUUCCAGCUACUUCUGCUAGUUCGGAAAGAUGUUUCUCUACUGCUGGUAAUAUUGUUACUUCCAAAAGAAAUUGUCUCAAUCCAGAAAAUGUAAAUAUGUUGGCAUUUUUAUACCAAAAUAAAGGUUUAUACAUCUAA